AGACCCUCAUCUUCAGGAGCUCUCUGUUGACAGUUUUCACACCAGCGUUAACGAACCAAUCAGAACGUGUGAAGACACCAGAGUUCACUGAACCACAACAAACAGAGAGCCAAGAUGACGGAGGCAGACCUCCUUAACCUUCUGGAAGAUUUAACAGAUGAUCAAUUUGAGAAGUUCAAGUGGCACCUGGAGAGAGAAAAGUUGGGCGACAUCCGACCCAUCAAAAAGAGCCAGCUGGAGAAGGCAAAGAGGCAGGGUGCUGUAGAUCUGAUGGUGCAGAAAUAUGAACCUGCUGGAGCUGUGGAGGUGAUGAAGAGCGUUUUAAAGAAGAUCAGCAGGAAUGAUCUGGUGACGGAUUUGUCGAACAUCAGCUCAGGAUCAGAAGGAGCAGUGGGCAGUGGCACUGACAGGAGUAUCAACCCUAACACAGAUGUUUCUAAUGGUGGGAGUAAACCAGAGCAACCAGCAGAAACCCACGCUGACACUGGGGAAACAUCUAAACUCAUCACAGAGACGACCGGGGACAACAAGGGUUCAAACCCAGGACCUUCUAGCUGUGAGGCAACAAUGCCAAACACUGAGACACCUCACUGCUCACACACAGAAAGUGGAAAUCAGGAGGGUUUAGAUGAACAUCACAUCAUUCUGAUAACGAGAUGUCAACAUCUGACUGAAGAAACUGAUGAAGCAGGAAGGAAAAUCCUCUUCAACAGCUCCUUCACUGAGGUCUACAUCGCAGAGGGAAAGAUCUUCUGCUGGAUCACUGCUACAAUUAUGAAGUCAAUAUUGACUCCAGGCCAGAGAGGAGAGCUGCCCAAAAGCCUGACUAACCUGUAUUCACACUUCCUGCUGGUUCAGACAAAGAUGAAGAAGAACAAAUAUGAAGCACACAAGACAAAGAGUAAGAACUGUGAAGAUGAGCUGACAGAGCCUGACAGGAAACUUCUUCUGAAGCUGGGGAGGAAGACAAAGGUACUGAAGGACUUCCUGGACUAUGAGGAGGAGGUGGAGAAGGAGGAAGAGGAGGAUGGUGACAGAGUUAAUAGCCAUUACUCUUCUCUGGAUGACUUCCUGAAGAGAGCCAUGGAGAAAUCUCUCAGAAAAACCAUCCAGAGAGUCAUCGACAACCUGAAAGAGAUGAACAGUUGGAAUAUCUCUCCUGACAGAAGCAUCAACAUCUUCCACUGUCUGAUGGAGAUGAACAACCGCUCAGUACAUCAGGAGAUCCAAGAGUUCCUGAAGUCAGAGAACAGAUCAGAUAAGGAACUCUCUGUGAUCCACUGCUCAGCUCUGGCCUACAUGCUGCAGAUGUCAGAGGAGGUUCUGGAUGAGUUGGACCUGAAGAAGUACAACACAUCAGAGGAGGGACGACGGAGACUGAUCCCAGCUGUGAGGAACUGCAGAAAGGCUCUACUUACUGACUUUGGACUCUCAGAGACUGACUGUGAAGUUGUGACCUCAGCUGUGAAGUCCAACCCUCAUCUGACAGAGCUGCACCUGAGUCUCUACAAACUGUCUGAUUCAUCAAAGAAGCUUCUGUCUGCUGUACAGGAGAGUCCACACUGUAAACUGAAGACUCUAAGACUUAUUAACUGUGAACUCUCAGAGACUCACUGUGAAGUUGUGGCCUCAGCUCUGAAGUCCAACCCUCAUCUGACACAUCUGGACCUGAGCUGGAACAAACUCUCUGAUUCAUCAGUGAAGCUUCUGUCUGCUGGACUGGAGAGUCCAGACUGUAGACUGAAGACUCUGAUACUGUCUUGGUGUGGACUCUCAGGGACUCACUGUGAAGUUGUGGCCUCAGCUCUGAAGUCCAACCCUCAUCUGACAGAUCUGGACCUGAGUCACAACAAACUGUCUGAUUCAUCAGUGAAGCGUCUGUCUGCUGGACUGGAGAGUCCAAACUGUAGACUGAAGACUCUGAGACUUUCUGACUGUGGACUCUCAGAGACUCACUGUGAAGUUUUGGCUUCAGCUCUGAAGUCCAACCCUCAUCUGACACAUCUGGACCUGAGUCACAACAAACUGUCUGAUUCAUCAGUGAAGUGUCUGUCUACUGGACUGGAGAGUCCAAACUGUAGACUGAAGACUCUGAUAUUGAGGUGGUGCAGUAUGUCCGAGUUCAGCUGUGAUGAUCUGGCCUCAGCUCUGAAGUCCAACUCCUCCCAUCUGAGAGAGCUGAAUCUGAGUGUCAACAACCUGAAGGAUUCAGACGUGAAGCAGCUGUGUGGUUUUCUGGAGAGUCCAGACUGUAAACUGGAGGAUCUGAGAUUGAGUUGCUGCAGUUUGUCAAAGAUCAGCUGUGAUUAUCUGGUCUCAGCUCUGAAGUCCAACUCCUCCCAUCUCAGAGAGCUGUAUCUGAGAGGAAACAACCUGCAGGAUUCAGACAUGAAGCAGCUGAUUGAUCUUCAGGAGAGUCCAGACUUCAGACUGGAGACUUUGAGAUGGAAGGAUUGAUCUCUGUCAGAGUGAGAGUGAACAUCCAGGAGUGUUGAGAGGAAGCAGUUUGACUUCCUGUUUGUCUCUGAUUGGCUGUGGAUGAGCGAGCAGACAGCCAACAGAAAAGCUUUGAUGAGCUGGAUGAAGACAAAUGGACAUUUAUCCAGAUGUGUUUGUUGGUGUUAUAUUUUCUGCUCUUUCUGUUUGUUCCUUUAUCAGUUGAAGAUCUACCAGUUAUUUAAUUUUAUGUGUUGUUCAUCUUACAUUUGAAUCUUCUGAGUUUUCUGCUUUAUUUUCUUGCUGUAUGUUUGUUAGUUUUGGGUAAAGCGUUGUGUAACGUUGGUUUGAGGAGUUUUUCUAGGCACCUGAAGGGAGGCUGGUGAUAAUAAACAAAGACCAAAUUCUGAUAAACGUGUAAAUAAAUGAAGAGUCAGCACUUUUAUCCUGCAUGGAGCUUCAGCUUCAUGUAUAACAAAUAUUUUUACUGUAGUUCUUUUCUUUGUGAAUAAAUGGAAAAUAAUCAGAAUAGUUCCACAUUCUGUUUGAUUAAUCUGAUAAUCGCAGCAGCUCUAAAGAGGUGAUUUAUUUUAGUAAACUUACAUUUGUGAAUGUAACAUUUUGUAAUAUUAAAAAUAUAUUAUCUUCCCAGACUUCUAUCUAUCAUGGCUGAUAAAACAAAAGGUUUAGUAUGUUGUUACGACACUCUGAAACAGCUCGACCAAGAGGGACAAACGUAAUUACCAGAUUCAGAUUUUCAGCCAAAAAUAACCAAUCAACAGUCUCCUAUUAAAGCUGAUGGUCCUGUCAAAAUAAAGAAAAAGAAGGGAAAACACCCAGACCAGCACACAUAGAGCAGUAGGAUUGGGUCUCUUCCCUCUGACCUAAAAACAGAUAGAAAAAAAACAACUAAACUAAUAGAAGAAAAGCUGCAAAAACACGACUACUGGUCCCAUCACACCAAUAAAAAACUAACAGAAUCAACACAGAGAACACAAGCUGCUGCUGGCAGUAAGAGAGAGAGAUUCAGCUUCCUCUUCAUUGGUCCUGCAUCACUCGAAAACAUACAUGUGAAUAAUGUGAUGCAAAGUUCUUUCCAGCAGGGGGCAGCAUGUAACACUGUGUUGUGAUCAGGUUAAGAUGGCUCCUCUUUAGAUCAUGUUACACUCUUUAUUCUGCUGCCUUGUGGGUCAGGCUUAAAAAGGAAAGCAUGCAGAAGCUUCAGGUCGCCUAUAAUAACUACAUGCAGAUAUUACUAAAAAAAACAUUAGAUGAGUUCGUGCAAGAAACUUGUUCUAUAAGGCUGGAGUCAGUUUAGGUUCUACUGAGACACCUGAUGUACAAAUCUAACUGUAAACUGGAUUAUUCCCAGAAUGUCAUUAUGGUCAUGUUAAUAAACCCA
Molecule: messenger RNA, 3838 nt
Organism: Scomber scombrus (Atlantic mackerel)
Lineage: Eukaryota; Metazoa; Chordata; Actinopteri; Scombriformes; Scombridae
Product: NACHT, LRR and PYD domains-containing protein 12-like
Exons: 14
Coding region: 115-2457 (780 amino acids)
Molecular function (GO): protein binding
Source: RefSeq, a predicted model, not a curated record